AUGCCGCUUUCCUUGAGAGUCUUAUUAAGCCCGCUGCUGCUUCUAAUCAUCGCAGGAAGCACCGGCGCCUUCAGCUCCCGGCAAGGAGAAUGCUUGUUUCCAGCGAAAUGGGAAGGUGCGUGGUUCCAAAGUGGCGUGAGGCAAUCAAUAUUAAUUUCCAAGAACGAAUUAUCCACCAAGGGCAGGUGUCUACACAACGAAGGUGACAAGUACCUACUGGUAGAUCAAAAAUCAUGCUAUCGUUGUGUCGUCAUUCACGAGAAGCAUUCCAACGUUCUGCAGUAUAAAGAAACUUUUUGCCACAGUAGGAACUCUCUGGCGUCUCUCUGCUCGUAUAUUACGGGGGAUGCGUUACUGUACUCCAUGUUCCGCGAGGAGGCACUCCCUGUAGCGUGCCCUUUUCGCGGCCCCAUGACCUUUUCGUACAAUCGUGGCCACGGCACGUGCUCGAAUCCACCGAGCAAUGUCGACACUUGUACAGAUGACAGCAGACUUCUCUUCAAAUACCAGGCCUGUCCUGAUGUACCCGCUUCAGAGAGUGCAGUGGAGGAGUUGGAAUGUCUGGCCACCUGGAAGGAGGGCAGCAGCCGUUACUUAGUCGGCCGUUUGCAUCACGGCCACGCGUCCAGUAACGAAGAUCGAUACCGGUGCUUCGUUUACGAAAAGGCAGGCCAGACUGUGCAGGGUAAUCUGAACAGGGCGGCCAUGGGUAUGGGCACCAUGGACCACGAAGUCGCCUUACCGGGCGGGCCGGUGCCCGAAGGUUCCGCCGAGGUAUACCGGGUGGCACAAAGUGGCGACGCGACGUGCAACGGUCUGUUCAGUCCCAUGGAAGGUUCCCGAACGAUGACCCUGAGGAAAGUCUCGUCCCCGGGCGAAUGUCGGUUCCCAAAUUGGCUGACUGGACACUCAAGCGGCGGAUUGACCUGGCAUACUCUGGACCUCGGCAGAUCCUAUACGUUUCAUCCGCGAAACGCGUCUUUGCACGUCACUAGACCGAACACGACUUCGUCAAGUUUUGAAAGCGGGUCCAUGGACUUGCAAUACGUGCCUGGACCGGAAGAUCAGGACGUGAAGAUUCUUUGUAACAGCAUAAAACAGUCGAAUGGUGCACAGACUAUGAUGACGAUGACACUGGUAGCACACUUCACUGUUGGCUGUCGGAGUGGUUUUAUGUGCAUGACAUUCUACCGAAGAGACGGCCACGUGAUCGAGCUACAAACGGGAAGUGCGGUAUCUAGACCGGAAGAAGCAUGCAGCCCACCCCAUUUUCUGCAGCACAGUACGCCUUUUCUCACCUUAGUCACGAGCUCUCCGGAACCACGUACCUGUCCGUACUUGGGCAAGUUCACAGUGACGGAUGUGAAUCGGAAUCAACGGAACACGCGCGAAAGCCGCAGGAGCCAGCAUCAGCAGGAAUCUCUGCUCAUUCGACACGACGGCGAAAAGGUGCGGCAUGCUCAAGAGAGAAAUGAAGACCGGCGAAGUCGUAAGCUGGAUUAUGAAGUCGAGAAGAGGCGGGCCAACAAUGAGUAUCUCGUCCACGAGAGGAUGGGUCGGCGAGCACGUUCGAAUCGCGGCAAUCGAAGUCGCAAGGACUACAGCCUGGAAGAAAUGUCCUCAUCGAGGAAAACUUCGGAGCUAGAAGAGACUUUCCGGGAUCUACGAGAACGCGCCUUGCGAUCGAAGGUUAGACGAUCGGGCGAUUUGGAGCAACGCGUCGCCGAGAGCUCACAUUCUAAGACGAGGAGAUCGCGCGCUGUCGAAUAUCUCGAGAAAGAUACGAGAUACGCGAUGGAUCGCGGAAGAGUUGACAAAAACGAGGGUGAGACGAUUGAAGACGAGGUGAAUUCGAAAGAUAAGACGAACAGAUCGAGAAGAUACCCAAAGAUAGAAGACUUUCAUCUGUAUGACGUUGAUACAAUCAGACGGUUUUGGGCCGCCGAUUCGGACGACAGCUGGACCUCCAGUACAUUGCAAGUGCAAGACGAUUAUUUCGGGGAUUAUUUAGACGCCGAUAGUCCGCCGCGAAAGAGAUCCGCGUCGGGGAAUCCAGUCGACAAGGGUAUGACCUAUAAGGAUCUUCUGAGAAUGAAGAGGGAACUCGAGGAACGCGAGAGAGAUGAGGAUAUUCCUGAGAGGAGGGAGAAGAGAAACGAGGAUGAUUCAAGGUGCAGUUCUGAGGUGACGACCUUAACCGUGGGUUGCUCCACGGCGGACAGGAUGGAGUUUCAAAGUGACUGCGUCGACGAUGACGCUAUCACUGCCUACUCCUGCCAUGGUAGAUGGUUCGACGCCGAGGGCACGCAGUUCGUGAUCGCCACCCCGUUGGCGCGCAGAACAACGUGGUCGAACAGCGAGAACAACAGGGCGCAGCCCUACAGAAACAGCCGUAGACUGUGCUUCAUGUACAAAGAGAGCGGCGGAGUUGUCAGUUUAACUGCCAGCACCAUAGCGUGUCAGAGGGGCAUCCCACCGCCCACGCCGAUGUUGGCCUUCAACGCUACCAGCACCGGCCAGUGCAUGGAAGCGAACGGCGGACAGAUCAACCGAUCGACGUACCUGACGAUCGUCCUGCUGACGGCGGUCACCGUGAUAUUCAGGUGA
Atta colombica is the source of this 2607-nucleotide messenger RNA. RefSeq lists its product as uncharacterized. NCBI's taxonomy places the organism in Eukaryota, Metazoa, Arthropoda, Insecta, Hymenoptera, Formicidae. Bases 1 to 2607 code for a protein of 868 amino acids. The transcript has 10 exons. The record is from RefSeq and is a predicted model, not a curated record.